AAAUACGACUACAGUUUGGCCAAUUUCAUAUUCUUGUUUUCAUUAAAAAAAAAAAAAAGAGAAGUAUUGAAAUCAGUUUGCAGUCACAAAAUCAUCAUGUAUAAGUUCAUCAAUUCUUCCUCAAAAUCCAAAUUAAUACCCCUAUUAUCUAAUUCAAUUCUGUAUAAACCAGCAUGUUCAUCCAAUUUAGUCUCAAAUUCAAGAAAUGAAAUUUCUAAAAAAAUUCAUAAGCCAAAAAACGGAAAUGGAAAUCGGGUUUUAUGGGGUCGAAGUGGAUUUAGGAGUUAUAGUAGUGAAUCAGAUAGAGAAACUAUGAAUUAUGAUGUGGUGAUUGUUGGAGCUGGACCAGCUGGGUUAUCAGCUGCUAUUAAGCUCAAACAAUUGUGCCAACAAAAGGAUGUUGAUUUAUCAGUUUGUGUUGUUGAGAAAGGAGCUGAAGUGGGUGCUCAUAUCUUGUCAGGAAAUGUAUUUGAGCCACGGGCACUCGAUGAACUCGUUCCCCAUUGGAAAGAGGAAGAGGCUCCCAUUGAUGUCCCUGUUACCUCUGAUAACUUUUGGCUGCUUACGGAAAAUCGUGCCUUUUCACUUCCAAGCCCAUUUGACAAUAAGGGAAACUAUGUCAUAAGUUUGAGUCAGUUGGUACGUUGGUUGGGGCAGAAAGCUGAAGAGCUAGGAGUUGAAAUAUACCCAGGUUUUGCUGCUAGUGAGAUUUUAUGCAACGAACACAACGAGGUUACUGGUAUUGCUACUAAUGAUAUGGGAGUGGCUAAGGAUGGUUCCAGAAAAGAGAACUACCAGCAUGGUGUUGCACUGAAGGGCAAGUUCUGUUACUCAUUUUUUUCCUUGUUUAUUUUCUGCAAAGAAGUUCUCCAAAUUUACAUUCUGUCCACAGUUACUGCAGUUUUUAGAUGACUAUCUAAUGGAAGU
Messenger RNA from Solanum pennellii, 927 nucleotides. RefSeq names its product electron transfer flavoprotein-ubiquinone oxidoreductase, mitochondrial-like. Gene Ontology annotation, molecular function: electron-transferring-flavoprotein dehydrogenase activity. NCBI's taxonomy places the organism in Eukaryota, Viridiplantae, Streptophyta, Magnoliopsida, Solanales, Solanaceae. The transcript has 5 exons. The record is from RefSeq and is a predicted model, not a curated record. Gene Ontology annotation, cellular component: mitochondrial inner membrane. Gene Ontology annotation, biological process: electron transport chain. Bases 97 to 912 code for a protein of 271 amino acids.